UCUUCCAGUACUCCUGCUGUUCCCUGUCUACCUCUUGCCCUUUGUAACACAAGCAAACCAGUUAACUGUCGAUUGCUCUUUCGGAGAGCCAGACUUGGCAAGUAACCUUACAAUGUCUGCCAUGGUUACAGGCAGACUUGCAGCUUCCAAAUAUCUGAGCCACUUAUGUGUUGUGAAGACAAGUGGAUCAAGCCAUCAAAAACGCUUCUUGCAGGUGAAAGCCAAAAUUGUGAACAGCAAAUCGAAUGGAUUUUUGCAUGCAUCAGUGUAUGGAGCAGAUGAACCCCUCUUACUGGGCAACUUGGAUGUUUGGAAAUCGAGAGGUGACUGGAGUUCUCUCAUCAUAUGUCCGUCACGUGACCACAAUAACAAAGAUCAAGAAAAACAUCUGGUACUCUCAGGAACACCAAACCUUGCUUUUAAAGUGCAGGUAGAAAGCUCUGUUUUAGGAAUAGUGCUCAAUAAACCACUGACUUUCCGUUUAGGUCCAUAUAAACCAAUCAAAGUAUUUCAGUUCAUCCCAACAGAAGACAUCUCAGAUAUGCAGCUUGAUGUCACUGUCACUUCUGAAUCUGACGACGUACCAGCUUACCUAAAAGUAUCACGUGACUGCAAGGAUGUCAAUGAGAACAUUGACGUUGUUGACUAUAAGGGAAAGUCGAUUCGCCUGUCUUUCGCCAAAAAGGGACGGAUUACUUUGUCAAGAGUUUCUAUUCCACCAUUGACUGAUUCCACCUCGAGCUGGUUUAUUGGAAUUGCAAUUAAGAAUGCGACAGGUGAGACGCCAAAUGAGGCGACUAAGAGUGUGACAUUAACUUUGAAAAGAUCAUUUGAUUAUUCCUACUUUUGUCCCAUAUUUCUCUUGGUCGCGUUGUCAGUAGGCUGUGGUGCCGCAGUGGCGUGCUGCGCUAUUCGCUGCUUUCCAAUAGCUUCCAUACAUUUAAUUCUGACCUCUCGAGAAAGAGGAAUGGAAGGAUGCUGUGAAUUUAUGUGGAACUGGUUCAAACGUGGUCCCAAAACAUACUCAUACAUAACUGGUAUCGUUGGCUUUGUGUUGAUGAUUGGUGCAGGCCAGUUUGUUUUCGCCGACUGGCAUCUGAUGAUACAAGAAGGAGACAAAGACACUUGUUAUUACAACGACUUUUGUUACAGGGUCAGCAAGUAUGAUGAUAUUCCAUUCAAUUUAAUGAUUAGUAACUUAGCAUAUAUGAUUCAUGGCCUAAUUCUAGCUAUUUCUGUGAUGUAUAUGGAGGCAAAACUAUUUUCUCGUUUUAGAAAUAGUAAUGAUCUCCCACCACAGUAUGCGUUUUCCAUGGGUUAUGCUUUUGCCUGGGCUUUAUUUUUCGAAGGUUGUUUUUCCCUCGUUUAUCAUCUCUGUCCAAGUGAGCUGACGUUUCAGUUUGAUACAGGGUUUAUGUUCGUCAUUGCAGGAUUGAUCGUUGUUUUGUUGUACAAUGGAAUCGAAAUGAAAGAGAAUCCGAGAAAAAAGGGAUUAGUUGACGCAGCCAAUUUCUUCCUUUACUUCCUAGUACCACUGUACAUUUUUAACUACUUUGGCACACGGAGCCAUUUAACACCUGGGCUGGUUAACGCUCCGGCUUUUUUUACUUUUGCUGCAAUUUGGUGGAUUUUAAUUACUUUCUGGACGGGUUGGAAGCUGUUCCCAGAUUUUAGUUGUUCAAUAAGUUACAUGAAAGAAAAUCGCGGUAAGUGUUUUUGGUUUUUUCUUGGUUUUGUUUUACCAUUCAUUUUAUGUGGGUUUUUUUCAAGCAAUAUUCCUGAAGCUUUCUUGUUUACCUGCAUUGCAGAAUGCAUGAUUGCUAUUAUUGGAAAUGCCUUGUGCAACUGGGAGAAAAUCAAAAGGGCAAUAUGCGCAAACAAAAAGCGCAACGUUUGUAUUCAAGUUGCUUAUAUCGUGCUUAUGGUUAUUUUGUGGUGUGUGGCUGGUUGGAUUUUUGCUAAAAAAGCAACAACAGAUAAAACGCUUUCUCCUAAAAAAUCAAGAGAUUAUAACCAAGAGUGCAUAAUUUUGAAUUUUUUUGACGCCCAUGACCUCUGGCACAUUUUAUCAUCCCAUGCUCUUCUCAUGUCAGCGUAUGUGGUCAUGUUUAUGAGUCACAAGGAGGAUUAAACUGUCAUGACUCAAAAUCAGGAAAUAGAAUCCAAAAUGAGAACAAAACUUGGAAAACUGUU
Pocillopora verrucosa is the source of this 2193-nucleotide messenger RNA. Lineage: Eukaryota; Metazoa; Cnidaria; Anthozoa; Scleractinia; Pocilloporidae. The record is from RefSeq and is a predicted model, not a curated record.